AUGGCAAGAUUCAAAUAUCUAUAUCGGUUCGAAACGGAGAAAGGCGAAGAGUUCUUUGCGAAAGGUGCCUCGGCUGAGCCCGUCAUUGGCGCCUCAGUCAACGCAUAUCCGACCUUUGAGGACUUGUUGGGUGAUAAGAACGUGACACAGGCGACAUUAGCAAAGCUUCUGCCACCUAUCCCCCAAACAAACCUCCCAAUUUACUGCGUCGGUCUCAACUACAAAAGCCACGCAAAAGAGGCCAGCGUAUGCAAUCAAACCACUACAAUCAUUAUGUUCGAUCUUUUAAUCAAAGUAAAACAGCUUAAUGUCCCUUUCAAUCCUCCAUUAUGGACUAAGCCUGCGGCCUCGUUAUCAGCGCCGAACGAAAGUAUCCCCAUCAGUCGCUUUUGCGCCUCACACCUUCCCGACUAUGAAGGGGAACUAGUGUUCGUUACGGCACGCGACUGUCUAAAUGUCGAACCCGAGGACGCCUCGUCAUACAUCCUCGGAUAUACGAUCGGCAAUGAUAUAUCCUGCCGCUUCUUUCAGCUUCCCGAGCAAUCAGGAGGCCAGUUCUUCUACGCAAAAGCCUUUGACAAAUUUGCACCUAUAGGACCGGUUCUUGUGAGUCCGUAUAUCUUCAACGAGGCCAAAGAAACGGCUAGCCUAGUUACCCGCGUCAAUGGAGAAGUGAAGCAAAACACUGCCAUCCACACCGACAUGAUCUUUUCUCCAGAGCAAAUUUUAAGUUGGAUGAGUCAAAGCACCACGGUCCCAGCGUAUACGGUAGUGAUGACCGGUACCCCGGCGGGUGUGGGUGUGUUUCAGAAACCUCGUCAGCUGCUCAACAACGGAGAUGUGGUGGAGAUUGAAAUUACUGCCUUGGGAAAAUUGAAAAACGAAAUCGUUUUCAAGGAAGGGCAAGAUUCCAUAUUGUGA
This is a messenger RNA of Penicillium macrosclerotiorum, 921 nucleotides long. Its product is annotated as fumarylacetoacetate hydrolase family protein. The transcript is spliced from 4 exons. NCBI's taxonomy places the organism in Eukaryota, Fungi, Ascomycota, Eurotiomycetes, Eurotiales, Aspergillaceae. Bases 1 to 921 code for a protein of 306 amino acids. The record is from RefSeq and is a predicted model, not a curated record. Gene Ontology annotation, molecular function: acetylpyruvate hydrolase activity.